Acaromyces ingoldii is the source of this 2820-nucleotide messenger RNA. RefSeq names its product MIF4G-domain-containing protein. The record is from RefSeq and is a predicted model, not a curated record. Gene Ontology annotation, cellular component: catalytic step 2 spliceosome. The coding region runs from base 56 to 2521 and encodes 821 amino acids. Gene Ontology annotation, biological process: mRNA splicing, via spliceosome. Gene Ontology annotation, molecular function: RNA binding; protein binding. Lineage: Eukaryota; Fungi; Basidiomycota; Exobasidiomycetes; Exobasidiales; Cryptobasidiaceae. The transcript has a single exon.
CAGGACAGGCAAGAGCGGCAUCUUCUUUCUUCUCUUGCUACGCAUCGCAUCCACGAUGCCGUCCGUCGCAUCCCGGUCUCCCGAUGCGUCGCCAGACGUGCGCGUGAAGCGCAAGAGAUCCGUGUCGUUCUCCUCGGCGAGCGACACGGACGACGCCUCAUCGGCCUCUCGGUCACCACCACCUCGUCGCCGCAAGGCGGCUAGUCCAUCACCAACUCCUUCAAGAUCACGUUCUCGAUCCCCUCCGGCCCGCAAAGAAAAGACAAAUGGCGACCCAAGUCGCGCCCUCAUGGUUAGGGAAGAGGCAGAGAAGCUCAAGAGGACAGAAGCAAAGGGCGAGGAGCUGAGGCAGCAGCUCGCUAAACUGUCGAACACGCGAGGAGGUGGCGCAUACAUUCCCCCCGCCAGGCUGAAGGCACUGAUGGCCGAAGCCGCAGCAGCAGAUCCGGGCAGCGUCGAGUUCCAGCGCAUGAGCUGGGAUGCGCUCAAGAAGAGCGUCACCGGCCUCGUCAACAAGGUCGCCGCCGAAAACAUCAAGUUUAUCGUCCCCGAGCUUUUCGGCGGCGCCAACCUGAUCCGUGGCAGGGGCCUCUUUUGCAGAUCGAUCAUGAAAGCGCAGGCUCAGUCGCUCCCAUUCACUCCCGUCUUUGCAGCGCUUGCGUCCAUCGUCAACACCAAGUUGCCCAUGGUCGGCGAGCUCUUGGUGACACGCCUCGUCAGCCAGUUCCGCAGGUCCUUCAAGCGCAACGACAAGACGGUUUGCAACGCUACAGCGAUGUUCAUUGCUCACCUCGUCAAUCAGCGGGUGGUUCAUGAGAUUCUGGCCCUCGAGAUCCUCGUCCUGCUCCUGGAGAAGCCGACCGACGAUAGUGUCGAGGUGGCCGUGUCGUUCAUGCGCGAGGUGGGCGCUUUCCUGGCAGAAGAGUCGCCGAAAGCCAACAACAGCAUCUAUGAUCGCUUCCGAGCAGUUCUGUACGAAGGAGCGAUUAGCAAGAGGGUGCAGUUUAUGAUCGAGGUGCUUUCUCAGGUCCGAAAGGAAAAGUACAAGGACAACCCGCGCAUCCAGGAGGCGCUUGACCUGGUUGAGGAGGACGACCAAAUUACGCAUCAGAUCAGUCUCGACGACGACUUGAAUGUUGAAGAGUCGCUCAACGUUUUCAAGGCGGAUCCUGCCUUUGUGGAGAACGAAGAAAAGUACCGGGAGAUCAAGGCAGAGAUUCUCGGUGAGAACUCCGACUCGGAGGCGGGGAGCGACGACGAAAGCGGUGACGAUGAAGAUAGCGAGGGCGAGGACGAAGACGAUGAGGCAGACGAGCAGGCAAAGGUUGACAUCCAAGACAAGACUGAGACCAACCUCGUCAACCUGCGGCGAACCAUCUACCUUACGAUUAUGUCUUCGGCCGGGUUUGAGGAGGCGGUCCACAAGCUCAUGAAGCUCAACAUUCCCGAGGGGCAAGAAAUUGAGCUGUGCAACAUGAUCAUCGAAUGCUGCUCCCAGGAGAGGACCUUCAACAAGUUUUAUGCCAACAUUGGAGAGAGGUUGUGCAAACUCAACAGGACCUGGUCGGAAUGCUACGAGGUGUGCUUCCGAAACUAUUACGACACCAUCCAUCGGUACGAGACGAAUCGGCUUCGCAACAUUGCCCGCUUCUUUGGCAGCAUUGUUGCCGCGGACGCCAUCAGCUGGGCCUGCUUUUCCAUCGUCCACAUGACUGAAGAGGACACGACGAGCUCCUCGCGCAUCUUUUUCAAAAUUCUGAUCGGAGAAAUGAAGGAGAAGCUGGGAAUGAAGGCCCUCGUCGACCGAUUCAAAGAGCCAACGAUGCAGGAGUACUAUGUCAACAUGAUGCCCAAGACGGACCCGAAGUCGACUCGAUUUGCGAUCAAUUUCUACACGAGUAUUGGUAUUCCACAGAUCACAGAUGACAUGCGGGAACAACUCAAAAUCGUUCGCGAUCAAGCCCUUGCCAAAACGCAGAUGCCUGACGACUCGUCGAGUAGCGACUCGGACUCGAGCCUCAGCAGUUCGUCGGACUCGUCGAGUCUGAGCAGCAGCAGCAUCAGCGACUCGGAUUCGUACUACUCUCGGCGGAGAAGGCGAGCUAGGUCCGAUACCCGGACACCACCGAGGCAAGCAACUGCCAACAGGCCGAGGAGAGAUGCGUUCAGCCCCGAAAGAAGUCUCAGCCCUCGCCCACGUCGUAGGGACAGGAGCCUGUCCGAUUCUCAUUCGCCCCCGCCGCGACGGAGGAGGAGCCCUACCGACUCACGCUCUCCCCCACCUCGUCGAAGAGGACGGAGUCCCAGUGAUUCACGCUCGCCCGUUCCCGCAAGAAAGGCCAGGAGCCCAACUGACUCUCGCUCGCCGCCCAGUCGGAGAAAGAGAAGCCCUUCGAUCUCUCGGUCUCCUCCACCUGUUAGACGACGCUACGAUGAUGAUGACGGCCACCGUCGCAGGAGGUCUCCGACGCCUCCUCCUCGCGGUAUUCCUCCCCGUGACAAUGGCUAUCGUCGCAGAUAAGAUCAGCCCUCAAAAGGAACAAAAAGUCACCCUGUAUUAUUAUGCAUCUUCAACCAUCAAUUAUCUUCCGCGAUCAUCCCCCCUUGGCCCUCGAAGAACCUUUGAUCGUCUGAGCACAACCUCGAGUCACUUGUUGCAUGCCCUAUCUGGACCUCUGAAUAUGCGCCGUCUAACGGACCACAAACCGGUGACUUGCUCUUCCGUUGUUCCCGCUUCGUUUGAGGCGAAAUCGCCUGAAGGAUAAUGAACAGUCGGCUCGGUAUUCAAGGAAGACACCGAUCGGCGCCGAAUGUCAAAGC